Molecule: messenger RNA, 429 nt
Organism: Aspergillus caelatus
Lineage: Eukaryota; Fungi; Ascomycota; Eurotiomycetes; Eurotiales; Aspergillaceae
Exons: 1
Coding region: 1-429 (142 amino acids)
Source: RefSeq, a predicted model, not a curated record
AUGGUACGGAUUGACAGACCUGGAAAGGCUCUGACCAGACUGGAUGUCUGGUCGGGGGAAUUCGAUAGUGCUGAUAAAAGCUAUACGGUGCUCUGGGGCAUUGAGGCCUGGUGGGGAAAAGAAAAUGAGGCAGCAGGGUAUACGCCGGAUCCAUCUUCAGAUAUUCGCACCCUUCACGACAGCUUCACCUUCCCGGCCAAGAAGCAAAUCGACUGGCUGGAUGUAUACCACCCCGACCCCAGCCAACACGGAUGUGUAGACUUACUUCGAUUUCAUUUGCCAAAUGGCGAUGAGUACUUCGCAAGUGGAGGUUUUGGGGGCGAUAAACAUCCACAAAUACCACAGGGAGAGCAAUCCGUACUAGAGGGCUUUGAUGUCGACGUGGAGGGCAAAGAGACUCGUCAACUUCAGCCGAUCUUCAAAGAUUAG